Dreissena polymorpha is the source of this 7683-nucleotide messenger RNA. Its product is annotated as integrin beta-PS-like. The transcript has 22 exons. Lineage: Eukaryota; Metazoa; Mollusca; Bivalvia; Myida; Dreissenidae. Bases 87 to 2495 code for a protein of 802 amino acids. Gene Ontology annotation, molecular function: integrin binding. Gene Ontology annotation, cellular component: cell surface; focal adhesion; integrin complex. The record is from RefSeq and is a predicted model, not a curated record. Gene Ontology annotation, biological process: cell adhesion mediated by integrin; cell migration; integrin-mediated signaling pathway.
AUUUCCGGUUGACCUACUCACUCGGUUCGCCAUAUUUGUGAGGAUUGGUGUAAAGUGAGUCAUUUUGCAUAAACAAAGAUAUAGCCAUGAAGGAGGUGCUGGUUUGGGCGGUGGUAGGCUUUAUGGUCUCCAGCAUAGCUGCACAAGUCAACGAACAAGUAACUAAUCCAUGUGUGGAGGCCAAGUCGUGCGGCCAGUGCAUCGCAAUCUCCCCCAGGUGUGGCUGGUGUGCAGAUACAAACUAUGAUAAGACGUACAAGGACAGAUGUGACCUGCUCACAAACUUCAAAGAAGAGGGGUGCUCGCCUGCAAACAUAUCAAAUCCACAGAAUAAGCUCUCAUUUGUGACGGACCGACCGGUCCAAGAUGGAUUAGCGGAGGGGGACGCCAUUCAAAUCCAACCCCAGUCAGUGAACAUCAAGAUCAGACCCAAUAAUCCCGAGAAGAUCACGAUGACGUUCCGCCUGGCUGAGAACUACCCCGUGGAUCUCUACUACCUGAUGGACCUCUCAAAUUCCAUGAAGGAUGACAAGGAGAAUCUGGCUGCACUGGGAAAUAAAAUUGCUGCUGAAAUGGUGAACAUCACAAAGAAUUUCCGUCUGGGUUUCGGCUCUUUUGUGGACAAAGUCGUGAUGCCAUACGUAUCAACAGUUCCAUCCAAGUUGCAGAUGCCCUGUGACGGCUGUGAACCACCGUACAGCUACAAGAAUCAGCUGAAACUGGACAGGAACACAAGUCUGUUUGAGGAAUACGUGAAAAAGGCCCGUGUGUCUGGAAAUCUGGACGCGCCAGAAGGAGGCUUCGAUGCCAUCAUGCAGGCAGUGCAGUGCAAGACUCAGAUCGGUUGGCGAGACCAGUCACGUAAGAUGCUUCUUUUUUCCACCGACGCCGGAUUUCAUUUUGCAGGAGAUGGCAAGCUUGGAGGCAUAGUGAAACCCAACGAUGGCUCUUGCCACUUAGACGGGACAGGGAAGUACACAGAGGCAGAAAACCAGGACUAUCCGUCCGUUAGCCAGAUCUCUACGAAGAUCCGCGAAAACAGCAUCAACGUUAUCUUCGCAGUGACAGAAGACCAGCUGAACGUGUAUGAGAAACUCAGCAAGUAUAUUGAGGGCUCCGAGGCCACUAAACUGGCCGCCGAUUCCUCCAACAUCGUACAGGUCAUCAAGAAUAACUACCAGAGAAUCACAUCAAAGGUGGAGAUGAAUACGCAGUUUGCAGAGAACAUCACAGUGAAGUUUAUGAGCAGCUGUAAAACUGGUGGUGAAAAGAUAGAGACAAAGUCCUGUGAGGGGCUCUCUAUCGGUGACAGCGUAACGUUCGACAUCUACGUGUCAGUGUCCGACUGCCCGGCCGAGGUCAGCAAACGCAGCCGAACGUUCUCCAUCUAUCCCGUCGGUCUGUCCGAAAAACUCGAGAUCAGCCUUGACCUCAUCUGCGAAUGUGACUGCGAGAAACCGGAUAAAGAGCAAUCUAAGAGUCCUUUGUGUAACGGCAACGGUACAUUCGAGUGUGGACAGUGCACGUGCGACCAGGGACGAUACGGCAAGAAGUGUGAAUGUGAUGGGUCACAGAGCACCAGCGACGAGUCCAUAGCACUAUGUAGAAACCCCAACUCUACGAGCCAGGUGGUGUGUUCAGGGCGAGGGGAGUGUGUGUGUGGGCGGUGCGAGUGUCUGCCCAGGCGGGCACACUCGGCCCAGAAGUACAGCGGAGAGUUCUGCAACUGCGACGACUACUCCUGCAGUUACCAUGACAACCAGCUGUGUGGAGGUCAUGGCCGCUGUGACUGUGGUACGUGCAAGUGUGACGAGGGAUACGAAGGGGACUCCUGCAGCUGUCCCAAAUCCAAGGAGACCUGCUUCACCUCCAAGGGGCUGGAAUGUAACGGAGUGGGUGCCUGCGAGUGUGGUGUCUGUAAGUGUAAUGCUACCAGCGACUACAAAGGCCCAACUUGUGAGGAGUGCCCUACCUGUCCCGGUAAAUGCGAGGAGAACAAGAACUGCGCCCUGUGUAUGGGGUUCCAGACGGGGAAGUACACGGCUGAAGAUUGCAAGAAAUAUUGUCAGCAUGUCACACUGGUGGACGAGAUAAACGAGGAGGAAGUGAAACAGAGGGACGACCUAAACCUGUGCCAGUUCAGUGAUGAUGAGGACGACUGCAGGUACUUCUUUACCUACAAGUACGUGGAGAACAACAAUGUGGAGGUGCAGGUCCAGAAGACAAAAGUGUGCCCCGAGUCAGUCAACAUUCUGGCGAUAGUUCUGGGCACCAUCGGAGGUAUAGUGUUCUUUGGCCUUGUUCUUCUUGUGAUCUGGAAGAUCUACACGACCAUCCAUGACCAGCGUGAGUUCGCCAAGUUCGAAAAGGAGACACAGAACGCCAAGUGGGACACUGAAGGAAACCCACUUUACAACCCUGCAACAUCCUCGUUUGUCAAUCCUGCUUUUGACAACACCACCAAAACUGAUGCUCCCAGCAACCAGAAAUUCUAGAAUAGAUGUUUAGGGGAGAAUCCCAUUUACCAACAGGCAACCUCAACUUUCAAAAAUCCAACAUAUGCCGGAAAAUAGUUCAUCAAUCUUCUAUGAACACCAUCAGCUCUACUUCUGUUGCUUAUUGACAUCUAGACAAUAAUGAAAGUUAGCUGGACAACAGGCGUAUUGAAGGACUUAGAAAAAAAUCAUCACAAUUCAUUUUUACAAACACAGAUUUGAACAUGCAUGUGUUUUCUCAAAAAAGCGGUUUUGAAUCUCUAUUGUUUACUUGUUAGUCACACAUAAACAAUGUGUUAUUCCUUUUUCCAUUUUAUGUUCUCUCCUUUGUUUUUCUAUUUAAUGGCAUUGGCUUAAUUAGCUUUAUGGUAUAAAAUAAAAUAUGAACAACUUUUCAUUGAAUUAUAGAGACAUAAAGAUAUUGUUGUAAUAAUGUAUUGUAAAAGGUGGUGAUUUAUUAAUCAAAACCCAUAUUCUAGAAACUAUUGAUGUAAUGUGAAUUUUAAAUAACAGUUAACUGAAAACAGUAGUAAAAUAGGAGACAAUUUACACCAACCUGUUUAAUAUAAAUAUUAUUUUCUUUUUAAACAAUAAACAUGUAUGUUGUACAGCAAAAUAUUGCUUUCUAAAUCUAUUGUGUUCAUUUUUUGUAGUGUGCAUUUUAUAAUUAUUCAAUUAAAUAUUUCUUAAUCAAGCAUGAUGUAUCUAUACAGUUCAUAUAUUUUUUAAUAGGCUUGUUGAUGUUUUGAUUAUUAAAUAUUCAACAGUUGGCUAUACAGGGGUCAGUUUUGUGUGAUAUUAUUAAUUGUUCUGAACACCAGUUUAGUUGCAAUAUUUGCAUUUUCAUUAAAGCACGUAAUUAGGAUAUAAUCCAAUUGCCAUUCCUUCAAUGGCAAAAUUACACCCAUUUUUUUAAUCUUAGCUGUAGUUACACUUUUUAGAAGACGGUAAACAUACAAACUGUAUGAGGUCAUUUUGUAUAAGUCAUUUGUUGCUUAUAGUGUUGUUUUUUUAAUGCAGUAUUUUAUUUUUGUUAAAAGAAAGAUGAAAAUUGAAGGAAAUAAUAAUAUAACUAAAAUAUCAGUUCAGUGUAGAUAACAGAGAAAAUUACGUGAUCACCUCUAAAAUGUGAACAAUUCGCAAAGGCUUGUUGUGCAGGCUUUCACCGCCCCUAUUGAUUAGCUUUCCUGCAUUCAACACUUGCCAAGUAAUCUCUUUUUAGUGUUACUCCUGCUUAAACAUCAAACUGUACAAAGCCUAGUAUGUGUGUAGCCAAUCAAAAUAUUAAACGAUACAGACUUUGUUUAACAUUACUUUGGUGCUAAAGUGUAUAAUAGUGAUUUUACAAUACCAUCCAUAGUGAGAAGUUAGAAAGUUCAACUUGUUAAAUAAUUUAUAACAGUGUAUGAUUUAUUACACUGUAUUUUGUCAAGGUAUUGUAAGACAUCAAACACAGAAUUGACAAGAUGUUUAGACUUGUUUUCCACGUAAUAGUGUGCACCUUUUAUGUUUAUAUAUACCUUGACAAGGUAUUUUAUGACUUGAUUUCAUUAUUUUGGUCUAAUGAGUAUUACUGGUAACCUUUUAGACUGUUUGCACAUGCCAACAGGAUUUGGUAUGAACAAUCUGUCUGAACAAAAUUGCUUCUUUAUUGUCCGGGGUGUGAUUUGUCCUCCUUUAAGCAGAUUUCCUCCCUUUCAAUCUCAAACUAAUUUUGUGAAAAGCUAUACACUUUGCUGGAUCUAUAUACAAAUAAAGAGUUAAGUUGAACUCUGUAAAGGGAAGGGGGGUUAGUUGAACUCUGUAAAGGGAAGGGGGUUAGUUGAACUCUGUAAAGGGAAGGGGGUUAGUUGAACUCUGUAAAGGGAAGGGGGUUAGUUUAACUCUGUAAAGGGAAGGGGGUUAGUUUAACUCUGUAAAGGGAAGGGGGUUAGUUGAACUCUGUAAAGGGAAGGGGGUUAGUUGAACUCUGUAAAGGGAAGGGGGUUAGUUGAACUCUGUAAAGGGAAGGGGGUUAGUUUAACUCUGUAAAGGGAAGGGGAUUAGUUGAACUCUGUAAAGGGAAGGGGGUUAGUUGAACUCUGUAAAGGGAAGGGGGGUAGUUGAACUCUGUAAAGGGAAGGGGGUUAGUUGAACUCUGUAAAGGGAAGGGGGUUAGUUGAACUCUGUAAAGGGAAGGGGGUUAGUUGAACUCUGUAAAGGGAAGGGGGUUAGUUGAACUCUGUAAAGGGAAGGGGGGGGGGGGGGUAUGACAUUCUCCUUCCCUGAGGUGGUUCUCAAAUCACACCCUUGAUUGUGAAAGCUUAGCAUUUGGUUAUUAAAACUAAUAUUGUCUUUAAUCACUUUAAUAAUGUAACUGUGUAUAUUAUGAACUUUUCUAUAAUUAUGGACUCAGUUUUAGUUGUUUAGGGGUUAACUUGUGAACAUAAAACAUGGUUGUAAUACAACAAUACAAAAGUUCAUUCUUUAUUUAACAUCUUAUUGUAACUUUACAUUAUGGUGUGUUGAUUGUAAGAUGAUUGAAUGUUGAAAUAUUGGUAAUCAAUGUAAUUUAUGUAAUCACUUUUUGUAUUUAUACUUAUUUAAUUAGUCUUUCUGGUGGUUAAACAGCACACUUAGCAAAUAUUACCUGAUACUUUUAAAGCAAGAAUUGAAUUUUAUAUUUGCAAUGUGCCUUUUUCAAAAAUAAUGUUUCUCCUCAUUUCUGUAUGUUAAAAGAAAUAUGUUAAAUGUAAUCAUGUAUGAUUGAUUGACAAGUUGCUAAUUGAUAUUAAUCAUGUUUAUUAAUCAGUAAUAAAUGAGCUGCAAUAAUUUAGUCCAUAUCUUAAAGUUGAAUAAGAAUUGAAAGUAAAGACCAUUUAAUUAAUUGAGUGAGAAUGUUAAUCAUUCUUAAUGACAUUGUAUAUAGUGUAAAAUACUUUUCUGGCAUAUCAUUCUACAGCAUCCUCAGCCUAGCAAUAUAAGCACGAGUUCAUUCUUUCUCAGUUAGCAUUCGGAGCAUCACUGUGAAACAGUUGUGGUCCGUACACCCUUUUUGUAAUGUUGGCCAGUCUUUGUUUUGACACUAUUCUACCGCUUUAAUAUGUUUCGGAACAGGAUUUUGUUUUGUGAGAUUUUUGCUAAGAGUCAUGUCCACAUUUUUUGUAUGUGGAAUUUUUUAUCAACCAUGUUUUUGUUAAAUAAUCAUGAGUUUUUGUGGUUCAAUUUAAUAUUCAAUAUUUUAUACAUAAAAAAGUAUGUUUUGUGUAAUUUAAGGUCUUACAGUUUAUGUUUUAUAGAAUCGUCAUUCUGAGGGACAUAUUUAUUUUCCUACUUUUAAUUCAAGCUUAAAGUAAACACUAACAUGAGUUUAUAUUGCUAAAAUAAAAGUUAAAAAAAAGGGUUUAUAUUGCAAAAAUAAAAGUAAAAAAAGGGUUUAUAUUGCAACAAUAAAAGUAAAAAAAAAUUAUUAUGGCCACGUGCAGCCUAUGGCCUUAACAGACUUAAAUGUAUUAUUAUGUUGACUAUGCAAGAUUAUAGUCUUUGAAUAAUUGGGAUUGUGUGACAUUUUUCGUUCGUGCUGUAAACUGGUUUAUGUUGCAAGUCUAAACAAGACACAUGAAAGGCCUUUGUGGUAUUAUCUUAUAAAGAUAUUUUUUCUUUUUAAGUAUUUAUUUAAUGAUUGCCUUAAACACUGGUGUUGUUUCAUAUGCACAAUCAGUUAAAUGUUUAUUUAAUAAAUAUAAAAGUAGUCCAUGUUGUACUGUAAGUAGAUGCAGGCAGUAUGGUAAAGGUAAUGAUAUAAGAUAUAAUUUAAGGAAGCAAUUCUUGUAGAUAUUAGUUCCAAUUCCAUCUGUAACCUUGUAGUUUGCCAUGAUAGUUUUAAAGUGUCAAAUAUUUAAAAAGUUCAUCAUGUUACAAAUGAAAUAUAUUUAGUUGAAUUGUGUCUUAAACAUUUGUUACAACUCCCAUCCAUUAGAACAUGCAUUUAACAAUUUUUGGACGAUUGAUGCUUUUAAAUUUUUGCUUGAGGCAAUUCAAAAUGGACUCUAAUUCGUCUAGUUCUUAGUUUGUGUGUUCUUUGUGUCAACCCUCUUCAUGGCUCAUUGCUGAAUUAUGCUUUGUCAUUUUGGAGAGAAGCAAAGUUUAUCAUGUAGAUGUAGAAAAAGCGUUUACAUUAUAAAUGUUGUUUGUGAGUUUUAUAAUUUAUGUACAUUUAUUAGUAUUUUAUUAUUUUAAGUGCCAAUUGUAUGUUGUAUAUUGAGUAUUGUUUUAGUUGUAAACGUUUGUUUUGAGAUCAUAGGCAAUUGUUUUAAAAAUUAUUCCUAUGUCCUAUUUAUGAUUCUUUGUGUAAGUCUGAAAUUAUGUUACAUUUCACGUUGGUUAAUGUUUCUUAACACGCAGUGUCACAUGUUACACGUACAUCUGGGUUUUACUAGUUAACCAUGAACAUUGUAUAACAUAUUUGUUUUUUGACUAACUUUGAGACCUUUAUGGUAAGAAAUUUGUAUUUUUUACUUUCAACAUUGCGUUCAAAGAAACAUAUAUAGUGUACUAGUGUUAGAAAACUAGAAACUAGAAUCUAAUAAAAAUGUUUAAGUUAUAACGAGAAUUUCUUGUACAGUAGGCGUAAUAACUAUUCUACUUUUUAUGUGUGACAUAAAUAGAUAAUGAAAUAUGCAGUUGUUAUAAAAAUAAUCAAGAUAGUUAAGACAUGGUCUGCAAAUGUCUUUUGAAAUAUGUUUGUAUUUAAGUUAUACCAGAGAGAACUUCAUCAACCAAAUGCAUUGUUUUAACAUAUGAAUCACAAACAAUUGAGCUAUUUAGUAAAGUGAUUACUUGAAUAUCACUUGGGCCUUAUCAUGUGACAUGGGUUAAUAAUAUGACAAAAUUUAAAAGUAGAAAAUGUGUUGGUCUUGUUUUUCCAACUUGUUUUUUCAGCUGCACAUUUUACGUGUACAUUGACAUAUGAUGUCUUAAAUCGAUCAUCCAUCGGAUGUUAGAAAUAUACAUUCUUGUCAUUUGAAUUUUCCUCAUCGCAGAAUAUUUACUUCUUGUAUUUCUUUUACUUUUUGGACGUAUCUGCUUAAGUGUAUCUAUUAUUGGAGUGUACCUGCUUCUGUAGAACUGAUGUAAACUGUUUGUUAUAUAUUAUCAUAAUCAUUUUUUGUGAAAUACAAGUUUUAUAAUAAAAAUGUACCAAACGAAA